Rhipicephalus sanguineus (brown dog tick) is the source of this 2541-nucleotide messenger RNA. RefSeq lists its product as uncharacterized. The transcript has 9 exons. NCBI's taxonomy places the organism in Eukaryota, Metazoa, Arthropoda, Arachnida, Ixodida, Ixodidae. The coding region runs from base 187 to 1137 and encodes 316 amino acids. The record is from RefSeq and is a predicted model, not a curated record.
CACCUUUGUAGCCAACAGCAGGUGCUGCCGGUUGCGGGAAUCAACGACCCAGCGCUACUCGCAGCUGCGUUUCUCGUUCGCUACCGCCAGCCCACGCUACACGGCAGAGCGCAAUGGAGCAAAGCCGCUGGUUUUGGCAGCGAAGCCCGCCUCCUACAGGCAUGGCAAAACGACAGGCCGAGAAGAAUGCCCUGCGGUUUGGCAGCAGUGUUAGUGGUGCUCUGGAUGGCCACACGGUCACGCGGAUCAGACCUAGUCUAUCUCUACCCAACGAUAACGUUCCCAAGGAACAUCACGAUGGGCCUCGGCACUUUUGUCAACUUCCGCUGUGAGUUGAACGUAAGUGGCGGCUCGGCCAAUGAAAUGUUUUGGCUCCAUGACGGAACGCGCAUCCCAGACGAUGGCCGGCGCCACUCAAGGCUCGAGGUGCCUUCCGAAGGGCGCUACAUAAGCUAUCUGGAGGUGCGAGAACUUGGGGACAUCGACGUUGGCCGCUACACGUGCGAUGCGACAGCCAGGCUCAACAACCUCAACCUGGUGCAAGUGAUCCCGGACAGCGUAUACCUCAGCGUGGCUGACUACAGGGCGGCGCAUUGGGGCCAACCUUGCCUGCUAUUGCAGUCUACGAAGACAUGCGUGGAUGCGAACACUGCAUGCUUCCUUGACCGGCCACCGAACAGAACCACAGCGACGGGCUCGUCGUGCCAAUGUGUCAACGAAUUUCCCAUCCAUAUACCUGCACUCGGGAGAUGUGAAAAAGGAUCACACCUUGGUGACAGCUGCGCUGAUGACAGCCAGUGCCGCUGGUUCACGCAAUUCGCGGUUUGCUUGCGCGGCUGGUGCCAAUGCGCGGACGCCUACAUGGUUACUCGAGGGGGCAGCGAAUGCAUACCAGUGGCACCUGAGGGUCGAGAAUGCACUAUGGACUGGGAAUGCGAACGCUCCGGCAUGGUAUGCAUCGAACGCACCUGUCGUUACAAAGUCGCUGUCUCCGGGGGCCAGAUCGCAGUCCUGACGCUCCUGUCGAUUAUUGGUGCAUGCCUUCUAGUCUACCUGGUCAUUCUUCUAGUCCGCCGUUCCCGAAACAAGAAAAAGAAGCAAGAAGAACCCAUCUACAUUGUGCCACUGAGGAGGUGACGUAGGAAACUGCUUGCAAAGGAGAGCAUCACAAAGUGCAAUAACGCUCUGGGACAAAGCCCUUACGAAGGGGCAUUGUGCACCGAGACAUUCAGUGUGACGAAUUCUUGUGGCGGGCAUUAUACAUUGUGACUGCCACGUCAGUUAUCCGCCACUAUCACUCGAGUUUGAUUGCUGUCGCAAACGUGAAAAUCGCACUACGGACUGUGCUUGUGGUGGAGUGUGAAUGUUCCCUGAAAUUUCUAUUUUUUAUGAUUGCACAUGUGAUGAUGACGUGACUAAGAUGCAGUUUGCCUACAUGCACAUCUGAUGGAAUGAAGAAAUAGGAUUUUUUUGUUUUCUGAGUCACCGAAAUCGGAGGAACCAGCGAAACAGUAGGGCUGCUGAUGACGCCGAUUCACCGAGUCAAAUGGCCCCCUAGAAUUUAUACAACAUGUAACAAGACUUUAUGACAGAAGUUCCCCACGUGGAUUAGUGAAAUAUAGAUGACUUUUGGCCAGCGGUUGGACAUUGCUCCAAUCCUUUUUGACACUUCAUUUUUAACAUCCCUUGAAGCAGCACGCUGUACAUAGAGUUCGUCUUUUGGACGAGUGCUUGCUGUAGCUUCUCUCUUCAAAGGUCGAGAUUAUGUGAGUUGUGAUAUACAUGGAAUCUUGUACAUAUCGUAGCGAACCAGCUGCUUUCGUUCCAUCCUUCACGUUUGAGGGUUCUAUGAGCCCCUGUUGUUCCCUUGGGUGAGCUGCUCAACACAGCCAUUCACACACCAUUCCGCAAGUCCGACAUUGAUGUGAGGUUGUGCGUGUUAUGACACGUGAUGUGGGCAUGCGCUUGUUAUUCGACUGCAUUACGUUUGCCACCACGAGAUCGUAAUAUCAUCCAGUUCUAGUGCCUGUACAAAUGUUUAGUGAUAGUUACUGAACCUGAGGCCUCGGGGUUGAAAUAUAAUGAAAAAAGGCAGAAUGCUUCUGCCGUUCGAAAAGUUGCAUAAAGCUGUCGUAUUGGUGGCGUUGGUUGUAGAACUCAAAGAGGGUGAAAAAUGAGACUUAAUUGGCAGAUAUGUAAUCUAUGAACCUUGAAAUCAAGUGAUCAAGAGAGCAUGCAAGGAGAAAUAACGAGCUUCUUGGGGGAAGCACCGCAAACGUGUGAAUGGCAUGCUUUCAAUUGCUUCGAGUUAUGGUGAUCCUGCAAGUUCCUUGACUUCUUAAAAUUGCCUUAGGGCAACGGUAGCAACGUUUGGCAGCAUUAGCAAACAACUCGAGGUGUCUGCCAAACCGGUUCGGAGAAACUGAAGUUUUGCAUCGGUAUAUUAGCCGGUAUAAUCCAUUUGUCCUCAUUUGUGCCUACUGGUGGAUCCUGGUGAGAACCAUAGGCGGAGCACAGAUCGGAUUUUUAGCGAUGAGAAAA